CAGCGCCACCAACAGGAAGUUUUGGUAAAGACUAAAGUGGAAGUAGAAAACGAAUGUGCCGUUCGCAUGAGACUGGAAGCAGAAUAAAUAUGUGAAGUUACGUUAGACUGCAGAAGACUUUGUUUGAAAAUGGUGCAUUAGUCUUAUUUGCAGGGCAUUGGUCGCUUAGUUCAAAGCGUCAGUAAGCUGCCAUCAUGCUGAGACAAAUCCUACAAACAAUGACAGUGGACCCUGACCUCCUGGCCGAGCUGUCAGACGAACAGAAGGCCAUACUGUUUGUCAAAAUAAGGGAGGAGCAGGUCAGGAGAUAUGAUGAACAUGAAAAGAAUAAUCAAACUGAGAAGAUUCCACGAAAACCCAAGAAAGGUAAGAAGAUGGUGGAGUUCAUGCAGGGUAAGGAUGGGAAGGAGUGGGUGUGGGUGAUGGGGGAACACAAGAAUGACAGGUCUAUAGAGGAGAUGAUUGAACUGGAGUGGCAGGAAAAGGCACUCAAAGAGGCAGAGCGAGAGAUAGAGGAAAUGAGGAGGAGAGAAGAAGCAGAGAUAGCUAAAAGGUUGGAAGAAGAAAAAGAAAGACUGGAAAUGGAACAAAAACAUAAAGAGGAAGAACUUAGAAAACAGAGAGAAGAAGCCGAAUUAUACGCAUCACUGAAGCAGGCAAGAGAAGUGGCCAGAAAGUUAGAGGAAGAAAAGCAGAAAGCUGAAGAAGAGGAAAAGAUCAGGGUGGAACAGUUACGGCAGAAAGCGUGCCGGAGUUGUCAAGAUUUAGAUGAUAUGGAGCAUAAGUUUGCGGAGGAUAAGAGACACUCAUUGGAGAGGUUAUUGAAGAAGAAGAAUCGGCGUAGUUCUGAAAUCUUCACAGAGUACAUGAGUAAGAGGGAAGAGAUGGAGAAGAUAGCGGAACAGAAUUUAAAGGAAGUGGAAUCAAACUGGCAGGAACAGGAGAAGAAAGCGAAAAAGGCAGAGGAAGAAGUAAAGGAGCUGGCAAGGCGAGCAAGGAUUGAGUACCAGAACUCACUAAAACUUGGCAUGAAUGUUCUAAAUGCUGUAUCAGCAUUCUCAGGAAAUGGAACCAAUACUAAACCCCCUGUACCUCCCAAGAGUGAGGAGUUGAGGAAAAGUAUGACUAAAGUAAUCAAUAAGAGGCCGCCCCGCCCCCCUAACAAACAGGCUGUGAUUGAUUGGUUCCUCGAGGAGGAGAGGCCCAAAGGAGUAGGAACUGAUCCCAGCACUGGAAAAGUGGCUGCAUGGUUUCAUGGGGUGAUUUCACGACUUGAGGCAGAAAACUUUUUACUCAACUUGACCCUCGGUAGUUUUCUGGUGCGAGUGAGUGAGCGGGUGUGGGGCUACACGAUUUCCUACCGAGCUGAGGACCGCUGUAAACACUUCCUUAUUGAUACCUCAGACCAAGGAUACCAGUUCUUUGGAGCCAACCAACUAGUUCAUAGAAGUCUAGCAGAUUUAAUCAACUUCCACAAGAGUAACCCUAUCACAGUGACGGGAGGUGAACUUUUACGGACCCCUGUGGGACAAAUUAAAGACCCACCUGAUUAUCAGGAGCUAAUGAGGCCACGUAUAACAGAAAGUACUGCAUUAUAACAAAAAAUGAACAUAACUCUAGAUCAAUCAAAAUAAAUUUGCCUUACCACCUGAAUAGAAACCAUAGAAUAGAAGCUAAAAAGAAAACAGCUUGGCAUUAUCAACAGAACCACCUGCCUACGUGUGUAGAGCAAAGCUCUAGUUAGACCACCAUCACAUGUAACUGUACAGAGUUACUUCAGGGUACUAAAAGAUAUUAAAUGUUCACAUGAUCAAAGCUGCAAUACUUGCUCACUUUUUUAUUCCUUGAAAAAAAAAAAAGAAGUAAUUUUCUAUGUUUUGAUUUUUUUUACUUUUUCAACUUUUUUUAUCUUGAUGUAUAGACAUUGAUAGGUUGUAGAUUUAACAGCAGAGCUGUACUAGAAUAGUUUACUGCUAUCAUGCACAAUAUUUUGAUUAUGAUUUUUUUUCCAUCUAAAUUUGAUGUUGAUUUUUUGCAAGCUUGUGCAGUCCCAUUAUUUUUAGUAUGAUAUAUAUUGCAGAUUUUCAAAGAUAGAUCUGUCAAAUCUGCAUAAUGAAAUUACUGGAGUAUGAUUUGUUUGAUAUAGUUUUUGCUCAUUUGCCUCAUUUGUGGUUUCAGAUCCACAUAGAUAUACAGAGAUGCAAAUAAGCAAGUAGGCUGUUGGGGGUUUACAUGUAUUUGUUCAAUCAUGGCAAUAAUAACAAAUCAAGUUUGAAUGUAUUUAUGCUUUGCUAUGAAAAUCCAUAUGUUAUACCGAGUCGUAUAGAAGUAAGUUACUGUGAGUAUACAUUUGAUAUAUGUAGUGUACUUUAGGUAUUUACAUGCACAUUUGUCAAAAAAAAUCCACCAAAAAUGAUCAGAUUUGUAGAAUGAUAAUUUUGACAUCAAAUCACUCAGAGCGCAAUAUCAUUUCUGAAAUUUUGACAUCAGGAGAUUAAAUUCUGCUCACUAUAGACAUUAAUUCCUAAAUAUUCUGUGAUGCAAGACACAUCAUAAAUAUUAAUUCAUUGUUAAAAAAAAUAAUUGUGACUAAGUAUAAUAUUUUAAAGAAUUCAAAAUUUUAUUUUUUAAGAUAUUGUACAUUAAUUCUGUAAACAAUGUAUGACGUUGUUGGCUGGUAACCCAGAUUGAUCAAAUUGAAGAGAUAUUUUUAUAAUCGUCAUUAGGCGAGUCUGAGAUGAAGUGCCCACCAUGUUUUUUCUCAUAUUGUUAGUGUUCCACAUUAUGUACAGAUUAUAAGUGCUGUUAUUCUAUUUUAAGUGUAUAUAUACUCUAUAUAAGGUUGUAUCUAAUUAUAAUUCCAUAUCAUUUUAUUUGUAAUAUGAUCAUUAUUUUUAACAGAUCUUAGUCACUUUGUGCAGUGCACUGUUUUUCGUUUAUGAGUACUGUAUGAAAUACUAUAACUUAAGAGGAUUAAUAAUUUGUCAUUAAAAUGUUCUUUUCUAUUAAUUAAGUACUUUUUUCUUUUUUUUCCUGAACUUGUAUACAGUAUCCAAGUUAACUAUUGAACUUGUGCAGUAAUUGUUAAUAAUGAAGCUUUAUGAGUCCAAAUUUCCUGUUUGUAAACUAAAAGUGUGUAUCAAAGUGUUCAAAGGUUGUGAACUUUAAAAAUGGUUUGUUCAUAAUUGUUGAAGUUCAUGGCAAUUUUCCUUGUUGAGGCAAUUCCAAUUGUUUGUUUUACUGUCAUUUUUUUUGGAAAUAUGGAUGAUGAUGAUAAAACAACAAGAGUUAAUUCCCUUCUUCAAGAUUGCGUCGAAUAUUUUAGAGAGGCAUCUAUUGACAUGUAAUACUAUUUAUUUCUGAAGGAUAAUAUCUAGUCAUUAAUUUUUUUCCCCUUACAUUUUUUAUUAAAUAUUUUUUCUUCUGUAAUAAAUGUACAUAUUGAAGCUUAAUUCACCCCUAGUCUGUCAUGUUCAGCUUAUAGUUCAGUCUUGGAAAGUUUCAUUUUGUUCUUUCUUUUAUGAAUUUUAAAUUGCAUUGGGAUAACUGGAGAAUUUUCUUGUUUGAAUGAGAGAGAAUUUUUAUGCUGCUGGGCAUGUGAUUUUGGAACUAGGUUUUCUCAUAUUUUUUAUUAAUUCACAUUAUUUUUGCUUAUCUUUUGUAAAGUUAAUUUACUUGCCCUUUACAAACAAUAAAUAUGUAUUGAUAAUAAAAAA
This is a messenger RNA of Saccostrea cuccullata (small rock oyster), 3716 nucleotides long. RefSeq names its product SH2 domain-containing protein 4B-like. The transcript has 12 exons. NCBI's taxonomy places the organism in Eukaryota, Metazoa, Mollusca, Bivalvia, Ostreida, Ostreidae. The record is from RefSeq and is a predicted model, not a curated record. The coding region runs from base 195 to 1598 and encodes 467 amino acids. Gene Ontology annotation, cellular component: cytoplasm.